AUGCAGGCUCUCACGGAUUCGGCCGAUGACACCGCCACUGCCGCCGCCGACGAUGAAUCCACGGCGUUGGCAGCACGAUCGCGGAAGCGCAAGGCGUUGGAGAUUGAGGCGGCGCUCUCCGCGUCUGCUCCUGCCAAGGGCGGAAGCAAGGCGGAGGUGACGCGCGAGCCGCGUCGUGCGAUUUGUGCUGUCAUCCUCCGUGGCAGCGAAACGUCACACCCCGCACUUGCCGGCGGUGCUCCCGCGCCUCCCGCCAGUGGUUACCACUCGAGCCACCAUUGGCGGCAGGACGCUCGCCCAUGGCCUUUCGAUCACCCAUGGUUGCAGAUGCCCUUUCGCCUGCCCAUCGCCAAAGGUGCUGCUCCCGCUGCACCUUCUGUUGCGCCUCCUGCUUCACUAUUACUAGCCACCGUGCCAGAAGCAGCAGCUUGCAUGAACUGCUUUAACAAUUCAGAUGAUGACAUGGGCGGUUUUGGUGGAAGUCCCGCCUGCCACGGAGGGACCAAUGGUGCGGCAGAUGACGACGAUUGGAUGCCGCGCAACUGCGGGCGCAAGGAUCGGCAGAUGGCGGGCAAGCGAAUCAAGGUGCGGAGCAUGGCGGAGAGGCAGAGGCGGGAGAGGAUCAGUGCGGGGCUGGAGAAGCUACGCCUGGUGGUGCGCGGGCAUGGGGACAUGGCCUCCAUGCUCGAUAAAGCUGUCGCAUAUGUCAACUCGUUGCAGCACAGAGUGACUGCGAUGGAAACCACCCUGUUGCUGCACCAGGCGUCGUGCAAGAACCUGAGGCAGCCUGAAUG
Molecule: messenger RNA, 794 nt
Organism: Closterium sp. Naga37s-1
Lineage: Eukaryota; Viridiplantae; Streptophyta; Zygnematophyceae; Desmidiales; Closteriaceae
Source: the annotation of a GenBank genome assembly